This is a messenger RNA of Physella acuta, 736 nucleotides long. Its product is annotated as low affinity immunoglobulin epsilon Fc receptor-like. The record is from RefSeq and is a predicted model, not a curated record. Lineage: Eukaryota; Metazoa; Mollusca; Gastropoda; Physidae.
AUGUAUAUGACAGGUACAACUCAAUGGGACGGGGCUAAAGUGGUGGACGGAAAAUGUUUUCUGCUGGUACAAACAGUAGUCAAAUGGGACCAAGCUAAGCAAGCAUGUGAAGAUAUGGGAGGAACUCUGGCAACCGUGUCUUCAGCAACUCUCAUGUCUGACAUACGCUCCGCCUUUAACUAUUACGUGAAGAGUUACUGGAUUGGUCUAAACGACAUAGCAAAUGAAGGAACAUAUGUGUGGAUUGAGGACGGGAGCACAGCCAGUGGAAUCAGUAGCCUGUGGGGUGAAGACAGACCAGUAACUGACCCGGACAACGGAUUUGACUGCAUCUACGUCGACGGAUCUAAUACGUUCCUUGACGUACAAUGUGCUAUUGUUGCUACCAACUAUCUGUGCAUGGAGCCCAAUUCGGCUACAACCAAAUGCCCCGAUCUAACAAUAACAACUGAGGCUGCUACAACGACAAAGGCUGUCACCACGGAGAGUUCUGAAACGACGCCACCAGUUGCUACAACGUUGACUUCUGCAACCACUUCAACUACAAAAAAGCACUGCAAGAAAGGCUAAGAACACACGAUUUCUUGAAUAACAGGCUGUUCAACAAGUUCUAGACAGCAAUGAUUCCUACAUCAUUUCAAAACUAAAUAUUCUAAUUCUGAUUCAAAAUAAGUCGGUAAUUUUUGUCUGUCAAAUAUUUUAGAUAUGGAAUUUUAUUUAAAAUAAUUAAUUGUUA